CGCCCCCUCGUCUCGUCUCCACCCCCUUCUCCUAAGCCCCGCCCAGCCGGCGACUCCAGUCCGCAACCAUUGGCUCUGCGCACACCCGAAGCCCCGUCCCUCCCGGGCCUCGACUACCACGUCCCGCUGACCUCCUGGGCGUCUCCGAGGCUGCGAGUCAGGCAGUCUGUUGGGCACUCCGAGCACGGGGUCCUCGCGGCUUCCUCUGCUGCUUCAGCUUCGGGCCAGAGAGGACCGGGCCCGCGUCGCUGGCUCGCCCAGGUGUCGGGAAAAUGAUCCACAGUCUAUUUCUCAUCAACUGCUCUGGAGACAUAUUUCUAGAAAAGCACUGGAAGAGCGUUGUGAGCCAGUCUGUCUGUGACUAUUUCUUUGAAGCUCAGGAGAAAGCUGCUGAUGUUGAAAAUGUACCACCUGUCAUUUCUACACCUCACCACUACCUCAUCAGUAUCUACCGGGAUAAGCUCUUCUUCGUGUCUGUCAUACAAACGGAAGUGCCGCCUCUCUUUGUAAUUGAGUUUCUGCACCGAGUUGCUGACACUUUUCAGGACUACUUUGGUGAGUGUUCAGAGGCUGCAAUUAAGGAUAAUGUGGUCAUAGUGUAUGAGCUCUUGGAAGAAAUGUUAGACAACGGAUUCCCACUGGCCACUGAAUCUAACAUUUUGAAAGAACUGAUUAAGCCACCAACAAUUCUACGUUCUGUCGUCAAUUCUAUUACAGGCAGUAGUAAUGUUGGGGACACACUCCCCACCGGGCAGCUAUCCAACAUCCCAUGGCGUCGAGCAGGAGUAAAGUACACAAACAAUGAGGCCUAUUUUGAUGUAGUUGAAGAAAUAGAUGCAAUUAUAGAUAAAUCAGGAUCUACAGUGUUUGCAGAAAUUCAGGGGGUCAUUGAUGCUUGCAUUAAGCUCUCUGGAAUGCCUGAUCUCUCGCUCUCUUUCAUGAACCCAAGGCUUCUAGAUGACGUCAGCUUCCACCCAUGCAUCCGGUUCAAACGCUGGGAAUCAGAAAGGGUUUUGUCAUUCAUCCCUCCGGAUGGGAAUUUCCGACUCAUAUCAUACCGUGUCAGCUCACAGAAUCUUGUGGCAAUACCAGUGUAUGUGAAACACAAUAUCAGCUUUAAGGAAAACAGCUCUUGUGGCAGAUUUGAUAUAACAAUUGGACCAAAACAGAAUAUGGGAAAAACUAUUGAAGGAAUCACAGUGACUGUUCACAUGCCAAAAGUUGUACUGAAUAUGAACCUGACACCAACACAAGGCAGCUAUACAUUUGAUCCAGUAACCAAGGUCCUAGCAUGGGAUGUGGGGAAGAUUACCCCACAGAAGCUCCCAAGUCUUAAAGGACUGGUAAAUUUGCAGUCAGGAGCGCCCAAGCCAGAAGAAAAUCCAAGCCUCAACAUACAGUUCAAGAUCCAGCAGCUUGCUAUCUCAGGCUUAAAAGUGAACCGUUUGGACAUGUAUGGGGAGAAGUAUAAGCCAUUUAAAGGAGUCAAAUAUGUCACAAAAGCCGGGAAGUUUCAAGUGAGGACAUGAGAAGAGACCAGAAUUCCUUAAGAUGUUUGCUUUUCAAGUGUCAUUACACUUUAUUGCUAAUAGGUACCAAGUGGGUGGGGUUACAUAUAAAGCAUUUGUGUCUGGCUACACUGCUAACAAAGUUGCUUAGUAUCAAUGUAGGGCUCUUAAGGAGCUUGAAGCUAAGGAAAGUUUCUAAAGACUUAGCUUACUUUGUAUCUUUUCACUUAGGAAAAGAUUUAGAUGAUUUCUUCCAAGGGGGCUACCAGCUGAGUGCUGCACAUUGUGACAGUAAAGGCAGAAGGCUACAGUGGUGGCCUCCUAAAGCCAGUGAACUGGUCUCAUCAACCAGCAGGAACUGUGUCAGCCAUGAUGGGUCAGGUUCAGCCAGUGUCACACCUUCUGAUGUCAGCCAUCUCAGAUCAGUGUCUGUCCCACAGGAGGAGAUCCCCGACCCCAAGAAGUUUACAGGAAACUGCCUCUUCAAGUGUUUGCCUUACUCAGCUUUUCACUGGUGCCAUUAAGCAAGCACUGUAGCAAAGCCUCCUCCACAUGGCCAUGGCAGGGAGCACUGCUGCUCCACGCUCCACUCACUGUAUUUGGUAUUAUAUUUUUUUAUGAAGAAGAUUUUUAUGUAAAGCUCAGAUUUUGAUUUACAAGGACUUUGCUGCAGUAGAUAUACCAUCAGUCAUCAGUUCAGCUGCUAGAUAACACAGUCAAUAUCAUUUGCAUCAAAGGGGCAAAUACUUUAUUAAGAUAAUAAAAGGGAACACUACUUCUGCUUUUAGGAAGUUAAUGCAGGCACAGGUGUUUGUGCUUUUAAACGAAUCAAAGUAGUAAAAGAGAAAAUUAAGCAAAACCUUUGCCAUUCUCAUGUCUUAUUAAAACUUUAUCUAAUGCCACUCUUAGCCUGAAAGCCUCAUGCCCUAGUUCAGCAAAAGGUGGAAAACAUAUCUGCUUCACUGCUGUUAUUUUUCUCUUUCUAAUCUUUUCUUUGUGUGCUUAAAUGGUUGGAUUUACCUGUAUGCCCUGUAUUUGGAGGAGCUCCUUUUCACCCCAAGGCCACUGUGAUAGGUACCUUCCCAAAACUCCCCACCUUGUCAAAAUGUGGCUGAAGCCCCCAAGUGUCUUUGCUGUACUGUGUACACAGAAGACCAUUAUACUGAGGGACAAACAGCCAAUCAAUCAUUACACUUGGAAAGUGAGUCUGAUCCUCCAUUCUGCGUCAGUCGCUUGCAGACUCUUGUGUGGUGAUCUUGCCUCAUUAGACAUGAAGAUGAAGAAAGUGGAGGAGGCUGAAAGUUAAGAUGCAAGUGCCUGCUCUUCCCGUCCCCUCCUUUUCUUUAGACUAUUGGACUGUUCUCUUGUCCUGUGGCCCAUUAUUUUCUUCACCUUUCCCUUACCAUGCUAUUUAUGACGCAUGCUCACUCCUUGCUGGAGUGCUGAUGAUGCAGUAACACUGUUACUAUACCCUCAUCUAAUUAGAAAGGCUAGUUUUUGCAACUUCAAAUAGAAAUUUCUUGAGCAGCCAAUCUUAGAUUGACAGUUUUAAGUCAAAAUGCAAAGUAUUCCCUUUGACUAAGAUUGAUUAUCUAGCUCUAGUUGUAAUAUCCUGUCUUUACCUCAGAAACCAUCAGACUGUCCAACAUUCCUCCUGUGCAGUCUUGUCUAUCAAAGUGGAACAUAUACCCAGAGUCCCUCAUCUCUAAUCAUUUCUGCUAAAACAGCCAAGCAGACUGUGUUCCUUUACAGCUAAAUUAUUGUAUUUAUUAAUUUGAUAGAGCCCAGUAAGUCCUAGCUCUGACUAUAAUGUCAAUAAAAACAUGAAAGCAACAAA
Molecule: messenger RNA, 3345 nt
Organism: Mesocricetus auratus (golden hamster)
Lineage: Eukaryota; Metazoa; Chordata; Mammalia; Rodentia; Cricetidae
Gene: Ap3m1
Product: adaptor related protein complex 3 subunit mu 1
Exons: 10
Coding region: 273-1529 (418 amino acids)
Biological process (GO): endocytosis; intracellular protein transport
Cellular component (GO): clathrin adaptor complex; cytoplasmic vesicle
Source: RefSeq, a predicted model, not a curated record